UCCAUGUGUCAUGAAAACAGGGCUGUCAGGGUGUGGGAGUGGGAAUGGGUUGCAAAUACUUGGGCAGGGGGCGUUUCGUGUCUUUAAAAAGAGCAUCACUUAUUUUGUCACAGGCUGCAUGGUCGUGCGAUUGCACUGGACUUCAGCUGACGGGUGCAAACAAUGGCGCUUCCGCCGCAGGAAUAUAGGAUGAGACGCAGAAGAUGUGACAGCACAGCAUCAGUGCCACAAGUCUGCAACUCUCCUACAAUGAUCGUCAUGGUGGGCCUGCCAGCCAGAGGGAAGACCUACAUCUCCAAGAAGCUCACUCGCUACCUGAACUGGAUCGGAGUGCCUACAAAAACAGCAUUUAAUGUGGGCCAGUACCGCCGACAGGCCGUCAAAACCUAUGAGAGCUUUGAGUUCUUUAAACCUGACAACGAGGAGGCCAUGAGUAUCCGCAGGGCCUGUGCAGCUGCUGCACUCAGAGAUGUUGCUACCUACUUCACACUGGAACAAGGACAAGUGGCGGUUUUUGAUGCCACAAACACCACCAGGGAGAGAAGAGCAGUCAUCAUUAGUUUUGCCAAGGAGAGAGGAUACAAGGUGUUCUUUGUGGAGUCAAUCUGUGAUGACCCAGAUAUAAUAGCAGAGAAUGUCAAGCAAGUGAAAUUCGGCAGUCCGGAUUAUGUGAAUCGCAGCAUGGAAGAAGCCAUGGAAGACUUUCUCCAGCGUAUUGUGUGUUACAAGUCCAGCUACAUGCCCAUAGAUGAUGAGAAAGACAGAAAGCUCUCCUACAUUAAGAUCUAUGAAGUGGGCAAAAGGUACCUGGUGAAUCGAGUGCAGGACCACAUCCAGAGCAGGAUCGUCUACUACCUCAUGAGCAUCCAUGUUACUCCUAGGUCCAUCUAUUUGAGCCGCCACGGGGAGAGUGAACUCAAUCUUUUAGGUCGGAUUGGCGGAGACUCGGGCUUGUCCACCAGGGGACAUGAAUAUGCUGCUGCUUUGAGAAACUUCAUCCAGAGUCAGACCAUCAAUGAUCUGAAGGUGUGGACCAGCCACAUGAAAAGGACCAUCCAGACUGCACAGGCACUGGGGGUUCAGUACGAGCAGUGGAAGGCUCUCAAUGAGAUAGAUGCUGGUGUGUGUGAGGAAUUAACAUAUGAGGAGAUUCAGGAGAAUUUCCCAGAAGAGUUUGCACUGAGGGACCAGGACAAGUUUCGAUACCGGUACCCAAGGGGUGAGUCCUAUGAGGACCUUGUCCAUCGCCUGGAACCAGUCAUCAUGGAGCUGGAAAGGCAGGAGAAUGUUCUAGUCAUCUGCCACCAAGCUGUCAUGCGUUGCCUCCUGGCCUACUUUUUAGACAAACCUGCAGAUGAGCUCCCGUAUCUUAAAUGUCCUCUUCACACAGUGCUCAAACUCACACCAAUAGCCUACGGGUGUCAAGUUGAGCCCUUUUACCUCAAUGUUGAGGCAGUCAACACACACAGAGAAAAGCCCGGGAAUGUGGACGUCAACAGAAACCCGGAGGAAGCUCUGCAGACCGUUCCUGAUCACAUCUGAACGAUGCUGAGUGCAAACAGACAGUGGAGUUGGGAUGCUGCUGUCGUCUAUGAAGGCGUCCUGUCACUCUGGCCAUGCUUGGAUGAGUAAGGUCAUGUUUGGGGGAAAUCUGCGAUGAUGCCGCUGAUAAGCUGCCGUGACUAUCGUUGAUAUGCAGCACAUGAAUUGUGAUUUAGCACAAAGGCAAACGCUGCCUUACUCCUGUCUUGCAGAGGACAUUAAAAGGAAAAUGACUUCAAAAUGAGGAACACAAAAAUGAUGUUGUCCUUACACUGAUGGAUGUGCUGACUGUGGUGAUGAACUGAUGAAAAAGGUGAAAAAACUGUGUCAGUAAUGUUUAUGUCCAGGGGAACAAAGGAACUAAAGAAAAAAUAUUUUGAAUGAAUUGUUCUUUGACUUGAGA
Messenger RNA from Dunckerocampus dactyliophorus (ringed pipefish), 1945 nucleotides. RefSeq names its product 6-phosphofructo-2-kinase/fructose-2,6-biphosphatase 1 (gene pfkfb1). The record is from RefSeq and is a predicted model, not a curated record. Gene Ontology annotation, cellular component: cytosol; 6-phosphofructo-2-kinase/fructose-2,6-biphosphatase complex. Gene Ontology annotation, molecular function: fructose-2,6-bisphosphate 2-phosphatase activity; 6-phosphofructo-2-kinase activity; ATP binding. The coding region runs from base 163 to 1542 and encodes 459 amino acids. Gene Ontology annotation, biological process: fructose 2,6-bisphosphate metabolic process; fructose metabolic process. NCBI's taxonomy places the organism in Eukaryota, Metazoa, Chordata, Actinopteri, Syngnathiformes, Syngnathidae. The transcript is spliced from 14 exons.